Topomyia yanbarensis is the source of this 1134-nucleotide messenger RNA. RefSeq lists its product as uncharacterized. NCBI's taxonomy places the organism in Eukaryota, Metazoa, Arthropoda, Insecta, Diptera, Culicidae. The record is from RefSeq and is a predicted model, not a curated record. Bases 1 to 1134 code for a protein of 377 amino acids. The transcript has 2 exons.
AUGGUUGAGAGAAUCCCGCAAUAUCGCUAUGAUCGGUUCAUCGGACUGGAGAAGCAUUUUAGUAUCAACUCGGCUCUGGAGGCGAUGUACAAAGAAUUUAUCCACGAGUACAUCUUGCUGGGCCACAUGAACACAACUGCCAUGCUGCGAGUUGUCUUUGAUGCAUCGUGCCGCACUUCGACUGGAGUCUCACUUAAUGAUGCACUGAUGGUGGGACCAGUUGUCCAGGACGAUCUGAUGAGCACUAUUCUACGAUUUCAUCGUCAUCGCAUCGCAGUCAUUGCUGAUGUUGCUAAAAUGUAUAUGAUGGUUCAGGUCCAAGAGGUAGAUAAACAUCUGCAACGCAUCCUUUGGAGAGACACGCCGGUAGAACCGAUCAAAACUUUCGAACUGCAAACCGUCACCUACGGCACCGCCAGUGCACUAUAUUUAGCUACGAGAUGUUUGAAGAAGCUUGUUGAAGACAGUGUAUCGACACAUCCGAUCGCAGCUCGAGUUGUACAGGAGGAUUGUUAUGUCGACGAUAUGUUGUUGGGAGCCGACAGCACUUCCGAAGCAAAGAGGUUGGUGACUGAGGUCAAGCAGCUAACCGACUCGGCUGGAUUUAUCCUAAGGAAGUGGAACUCUAAUUCUACAAUGCUUUUGUCAAACCUUCCAAGGCAUCUACGCGAUGAACGCUCUGUAUUAGAGUUGGAUUCGUCGACCGCAACUGUGAAAACAUCGGGGCUUCGCUGGGAUACGAGUACAGAUGAAUUCUGCUUCACUUUCCCAGAAUGGAGGUCAAGCUCAGCGGUAAUCACUAAGCGCAGCAUUCACUCCGACGCUGCGUGCUUAUUCGAUCCACUAGGUUCAGUAGGUCCGGUGAUGGUGCAAGCAAAAAUAUUUAUUCAAAAACUGUGGUUGCUGAAAUGUGACUGGGACGAGCCACUGAAUGAAUCGCUACAAAAUUUGUGGAAUGAAUACAACCAGAAUUUGAUGGCAUUAGAGUCAUUAGUCAUUCCCGGUGGAUUGGAUUUAGCAAGGAGUGUUUGUCAGUUCAGCUACAUGGUUUUUGUGACGCUUCAGAAGUUGCAUAUGGUGCCUGCUUGUAUCUUAGUUGCAUCUCAUCCGACGGUACCAUCUCCGUUCGGUUGA